AUAUUAAACGAGCAGAUGGUGCGCUAGGCAGCCGGAUGUAUUGUUGAAGGGAGGGCUCUGACUGGUGCGCGACAGCACUAGCAAAGUAAUAGUAACCUACAACAUAUUGUUUCGAGUAUUCUGUCGGUAUAUUGUGGUAUUCGCACGAUCUGACCAGUAGGAUAGUGUAAAUUAGACUACAGAAAUUGUCUCCGGCGGAUUUUAAAGCGAGGAAAUAGGCUACCAAGCCGUGAUAAAUCCGUUUCUCGUGUUCUUUGAAACGUCGGGAAUCAAAGCUCUGCCUCCCAGUGAACCGCUACACCGGCCGGCAUGUCUUACCAAGGCAAGAAGAACAUUCCCCGUUUGUCGGUAGGCACUCCUCGUUCAUCGACGGAUCGCCUCAUUAUCAAAGGAGGAAAGAUCGUUAAUGACGACCAGUCUUUCUACGCAGACGUCUAUGUGGAGGAUGGGACCAUCAAGCAGAUUGGUGAGAACCUUUUAGUUCCAGGAGGGGUGAAGACAGUUGAUGCCUACGGACACAUCGUGAUCCCCGGGGGCGUCGAUGUGAACACCAGCCUCCAGACCUCCCAGCUGGGCAUGAGCCCUUCAGAUGACUUCUACCACGGGACCAAGGCUGCCCUGGCAGGGGGCACCACCAUGAUCAUUGACCAUGUGGUCCCUGAGCCUGGUGCCACCCUCCUGGGGGCCUACGACCAGUGGAAGGACAUAGCAGACAGGGGGUCCUGCUGUGAUUACUCCCUCCACAUGGACAUCACCCGCUGGCACGACGGACUCUUUGAAGAGAUGGAGAGCCUGGUGAAGGAUAAAGGAGUCAAUUCCUUCUUGAUCUUCAUGGCUUACAAGGACAAAUUCCAGAGCUCAGAUAGUCAGAUGUAUGAGAUUUUUGGUAUCAUUAGAGACCUGGGUGCCAUCGCUCAGGUUCACGCUGAGAACGGAGACAUCAUUGACGAGGAGCAGAAGCGACUACUGGAGCUGGGGAUCACUGGGCCUGAGGGACAUGUGCUGUGUCACCCAGAGGAGGUGGAGACAGAGGCAGUGUACCGGGCCAUCACCAUCGCCAAGCAGGCCAACUGUCCUCUCUACAUCACCAAGGUGAUGAGCAAGUCGGCUGCUGAUGUCAUUGCCAAGGCCAGGAAGAAGGGCAUGGUGGUUUAUGGCGAGCCAAUCACAGCCAGCCUUGGGACAGACGGAUCACACUAUUGGAGUAAGAACUGGGCUAAGGCUGCAGCGUUCGUCAUGUCCCCACCCCUCAGCCCAGACCCCAGCACCCCUGACUACCUCAACUCCCUGCUUUCCUGUGGAGACCUUCAGGUGACGGCCAGUGGCCACAGCACCUUCUCGACGGCCCAGAAGGCUGUUGGGAAAGACAACUUCACCCUCAUCCCUGAAGGAACUAACGGCAUCGAGGAGAGGCUAGCCAUCGUCUGGGAGAAGGCUGUGGCGACAGGCAAGAUGGAUGAGAAUGAGUUUGUUGCGGUGACGAGCACCAACGCUGCCAAGCUGUUCAACCUGUAUCCUCGUAAAGGAAGGAUUGCUGUGGGGUCAGACGCAGACAUUGUGAUCUGGAACCCCAAGGAGACCAAGACCAUCUCAGCCACGACCCACGCACUGACAGUGGAGAUAAACAUCUUUGAGGGCAUGGAGGUGCGGGGAGCCCCGGUGGUGGUGAUCAGCCAGGGGAAGAUCGUCCUGGAGGGGGGCAAGCUGAACGUCACAGAGGGCUCUGGACGCUUUGUACCCAGGAAAGCUUACCCUGACUACAUCUACAAGAGGAUCAAAGCACGCAGCAAGAUGGCUGAUGCCCGUGGCGUCCCCCGAGGGAACUAUGAUGGACCGGUCCAUGAUGUCAUCAGCAUGACUAAGUCAGUGCCGGCCACUCCCUCCAGCAGGGGGCCCCAGUGCCCAGGGAAGGGCCCCCUCGGCCCCACCAGGAACCUGCACCAGUCUGGUUUCACCCUAUCCGGUAUGGGAACUCAGAUUGACGAUCACAUCCCACGACGCUCAGCACAGAGGAUCGUGGCGCCACCCGGUGGCCGCUCCAAUAUCACCUCCCUGUCGUGAACCUGGGAGCUCCUUGCUCCUCGCGUCUGCUGUAGGGAGAAAGAUAAAUCAACUACUGUAGCAACAACCAACUACAUCAAUCAAAACCAAUCUCACCUGGCUUCCAGAACUCAACUCAACAGUGAAACCUGAACAUGCAGUCUUCUUCUCAGAUACAACUGUAAAACAGUAUACAGCAUAGAACUACAUUUACCACUAGUAGUUACCAGUCAUUCUAUUUCUAUGGUAGACACACCAACUGGUAAAACCCACCAACAUAGUACUUUAAUCUGUUAUCCUUUAUCAAUAAUGUGAUCAAUUCCUCAAUCAAUUUAUCUCGUCACCCAUCAAUAGUCAACUGUCCCUGUCAGAUCUCCAUAGCAUGCACCUUCAACAGUCUCUGUCUCCUCAGAUAACCGUCUCUCUCUCAUCUCCUCAGCUUCACUAUAGCUUUACUAACAUGGUGAUAAAUGAGUCCUAGAUGAAAGUAGUUCUCUUUAGACCACAGAAUGCCUCUCAGCUCUCUCUCGUCGUAGUGAUCCCUGCUUCUGCUUUCGCUUCAGUGCUUCUUAGAAACUCUGUAGGUGAGUCCAACAUGGAACUCUAUUCCCUAGAUAGUGGACAAAAGUAGUGCACUAUCUAGGGAAUAGUGUUCCAUUUCAGACUAACGCGAACUUGUUGUCUCUCUCUGCUGUUAUUUAGUCAUGGCUGUAGUCUAUUUAGGCUUCAUCUUACCCUGUCUUACUGUUAUGCAUGACUUUUCCUCUUCAUCGUUACUCAUUACAAAUACAAGGAAAAGAAGUGUGUAUUACUGUUACUGUGAACAGACUGUAGGGACAGUCCUCUAGUCACACUUGUCUUUCUAUUAUUAUGAUGUUUUAUCCCAGUGCAAGUGCGCUAACUUUGCUUCCAUGGUAUAGUCAGUCAGUCAGAAUAGGAACUUCACCAAUCCUUCUAGUCAGUCAGUCAGAAUAAGAACUUCACCAAUCCUUCUAUUCAGUCAGUCAGAAUAGGAACUUCACCAAUCCUUCUAUUCAGUCAGUCAGAAUAGGAACUUCACCAAUCCUUCUAUUCAGUCAGUCAGAAUAAGAACUUCACCAAUCCUUCUAUUCAGUCAGUCAGAUUAAGAACUUCACCAAUCCUUCUAUUCAGUCAGUCAGAAUAGGAACUUCACCAAUCCUUCUAUUCAGUCAGUCAGAAUAGGAACUUCACCAAUCCUUCUAGUCAGUCAGUCAGAAUAGGAACUUCACCAAUCCUUCUAGUCAGUCAGUCAGAAUAGGAACUUCACCAAUCCUUCUAUUCAGUCAGUCAGAAUAGGAACUUCACCAAUCCUUCUAGUCAGUCAGUCAGAAUAGGAACUUCACCAAUCCUUCUAUUCAGUCAGUCAGAAUAGGAACUUCACCAAUCCUUCUAUUCAGUCAGUCAGAAUAGGAACUUCACCAAUCCUUCUAUUCAGUCAGUCAGAAUAGGAACUUCACCAAUCCUUCUAUUCAGUCAGUCAGAAUAGGAACUUCACCAAUCCUUCUAUUCAGUCAGUCAGAAUAGGAACUUCACCAAUCCUUCUAGUCAGUCAGAAUAGGAACUUCACCAAUCCUUCUAGUCAGUCAGAAUAGGAACUUCACCAAUCCUUCUAGUCAGUCAGAAUAGGAACUUCACCAAUCCUUCUAGUCAGUCAGAAUAGGAACUUCACCAAUCCUUCUAGUCAGUCAGAAUAGGAACUUCACCAAUCCUUCUAGUCAGUCAGAAUAGGAACUUCACCAAUCCUUCUAGUCAGUCAGAAUAGGAACUUCACCAAUCCUUCUAGUCAGUCAGAAUAGGAACUUCACCAAUCCUUCUAGUCAGUCAGAAUAGGAACUUCACCAAUCCUUCUAGUCAGUCAGAAUAGGAACUUCACCAAUCCUUCUAGUCAGUCAGAAUAGGAACUUCACCAAUCCUUCUAUUCAGUCAGUCAGAAUAGGAAUUUCACCAAUCCUUCUAUUCAGUCAGUCAGAAUAGGAACUUCACCAAUCCUAGUCAGUCAGAAUAAGAACUUCACCAAUCCUUCUAGUCAGUCAGUCAGAAUAGGAACUUCACCAAUCCUUCUAGUCAGUCAGUCAGAAUAGGAACUUCACCAAUCCUUCUAUUCAGUCAGUCAGAAUAGGAACUUCACCAAUCCUUCUAGUCAGUCAGUCAGAAUAGGAACUUCACCAAUCCUUCUAGUCAGUCAGUGAGAAUAGGAACUUCACCAAUCCUUCUAGUCAGUCAGUCAGAAUAGAAACUUCACCAAUCCUUCAUGUCCAUAUAGGAGUUACAGGGAAGCCCAUAUCAUCUUUAUACUGGAUCUGUGUUUUUGUCUUUAUAGCACAGCCAUUUUCCGCUGUCAUCGUAUGACUUUUAUAUUUUUGUACACAAAGACAAAACAUCUGGUGCUUUGAAACCCUAGCCUGGUUAAGCCAGACUGAAUACCCCACUGACUUGGUGAAACAGAGCAUAGCAGUCAGGAUUCCAGGGUAUUGAACACCCACUUUGUAGCCAAGCUACACAGGGAUACGUGGAGCUGUGAACAAUAAACAGUGGUUUUAAAAGUCUUUAGCUUUUUAAAACCUGACUCUUAUUUGUAAUGAUUUUAUUUCAUUUUCUACCAUUUCCUUUCUCUUUUGUAGACUUCAUGUUUGUACUUUUACAUGGUCCGGUUGAGAAAGUGGUCAUUUUUUUUGUCGCCCAAAUAGACCAACAACAUUAACGUUGUUCUUGUUCAAGUCUCUUGUUCAACAGUGUUGUACCUCGGUAUACUCAGUCAGUCUUUAGAAAGGUUGUUUGCAUUCGUUAAGUGGUCAUAUAAAAAAGGCAAAUGAAGUGGUCUAUUAAGUCUUUUUGUACUGUUUCUGUGUCCAAUGGUAAUAUGAUUUGUGUCCCGAAAGCUAAUGUAAGCAUGUCCUGAAUAAAGUUUGAGGGGAAAAGUGUAA
This is a messenger RNA of Salmo salar (Atlantic salmon), 4985 nucleotides long. RefSeq names its product dihydropyrimidinase-related protein 2. The record is from RefSeq and is a predicted model, not a curated record. NCBI's taxonomy places the organism in Eukaryota, Metazoa, Chordata, Actinopteri, Salmoniformes, Salmonidae. Gene Ontology annotation, cellular component: cytoplasm; cytosol. Gene Ontology annotation, molecular function: hydrolase activity, acting on carbon-nitrogen (but not peptide) bonds, in cyclic amides.